GCGGCGUGAGGCGGAACUGUUGUCUGCUAAAACUUGAGACUGCAGAUGGACGGUAGAGCAUAGAAAGGGAGAAAGAGGGUUUUUAUAACCACUUGGGCUUCCCGCGUGGUGCGAAAGGGGGAAGGCUAUGCAAAAAACAGAGGCAUCGCUGCAGAAGCACGGGAGAACGACUGGCGACUCGGCGGCGUGCUGAGACGCAAAGCGUAUGAGUUUGGGACUCCUGUGCGACAGGUUCGGCUUUGAAACUUGCAUAUAAGCCGGUGCCUGGGAAUUAAGAGACGCGCACCAGCGAUUGGAAGCGUUUUUUUUCUCCUACCCGCGGAACUGAAUAGCACGGCAGGUACCUGACAAGGAAGUUUUCCCCCCCCCUUCCCCAUCUGUUAACACUGCAUUAUCUGCUGCAUGCUCUGGUUUUGUUAACCCGACUCGGGACUGGCAGAUAACUUAUAAGUGAAGCGGAUAGGAGUGCGCAGAGAAGUGAAGUUUGCAUCAUAGCGAGCUGAAAGCCGAGGGCUGCUCUGCGUCGGAGAGGCGGAGAGACUCCGCUCUUGAUAAACUGUGCACACUUGUUACUGAACUAUGGUACAGAAGACUAACAACGCUGAGAACACGGAGGCGGUGUUCGCGGGAGAGUCGAGCGACUCGGGAGCCAUGGACCUGGACAUGGCUUCAUCGCCGACUCCCGGUUCCACGGCUUCCACUGGAGAUAAACUGGACCUCGGCUGGUGCAAGACGCCCAGCGGCCACAUCAAGAGGCCGAUGAACGCCUUUAUGGUGUGGUCGCAGAUCGAGAGGCGGAAAAUCAUGGAGCAGUCCCCGGACAUGCACAAUGCCGAGAUCUCUAAGCGACUGGGCAAGCGCUGGAAGCUCCUUAAAGACAGCGACAAGAUUCCCUUCAUUCGAGAAGCGGAGAGGCUUCGCUUGAAGCACAUGGCAGAUUAUCCCGAUUACAAGUAUCGGCCGAGGAAGAAGGUCAAGUCAAGCAGCUCCAAGUCUGGCGAAAAAGGGGAGAAGGUUACCGGCAGCCCUGGCUCCAAGCCCUCUCUGAAAAAAAGCAGCGGCUCUAAGUCGGGCAAGACGCACAAGAUUGUGCUGGGGAGCGGGAAGGCGGCGCUGUCGGAGCCGGUCUCGCACUCGGCGGCGGCGGAUCACCACUCGCUCUACAAAUCAAAGUCUGCCUCGGCUGCCAAGCAGAUCUCCGAGCGGAAAGCCAAGCGGGUCUACAUCUUCGGCGGGGGUAGCCACAGCGUCAGUCCCUCGUCUGUCGCCGUGCCGGCCAGCCCCACUCUCAGCAGCUCCGCCGAAUCCAGCGACCCUCUGAGCCUUUACGAGGACGGAGCGGCGAGCGGCAAGGAAGGACCGGAGUCCCCCGGCGCGUCCGGCGACCACCACCGGUACACCGGCAUGCGGGCGUCUUCGCCAACCCCCUCUGCUUCCCAUUCGUCGUCGUCCUCACAGUCCUCAUCCUCAGACGAGGAGCUCGAUGACGACCUGCUGGACAUAAACCCUAGUCCCGGUUUCGAUGGCAUGUCGCUGGGAAGUUUCAGCUCGUCGGUCUUGGACAGGGACUUGGACUUGAAUUUCGAGUCGGGCUCCGGCUCCCACUUCGAGUUCCCCGACUACUGCACUCCGGAGGUGAGCGAGAUGAUCUCGGGUGACUGGCUUGAGUCGACCAUCUCCAACCUGGUGUUCACGUAUUGAGCGCGAUCCCGACACGGGGAGGAAGAGUGAGAUACAUAAAUAAAAAACCAUGCAUUUGCGAUCCGAAGAUCACCCGAGGGGUGCGUUGCACACCUCAAAUGUCCUGCUGGAGGAGAGAGGACAGGGUGCGCUGAUUAAAGAUUAUAACGCUUGAGCGAAGGAUCAAGGAGCGGGGUGUCGGAGGAGCCAGAGCUGGAGAGUGUUUUUGCCGGCAGAAGAGGGGGGGGAGUCAUGCGAGAGCUUUCCCCGAUAGGAGCGACUGGGAUCCUAUUGAAAUAAACACUCGGUCUGAACUGGAAAACUGUGAUUGAUUUGCACGUCGAAUGCGAGGCUCCGGCCCGCUACUUUGUAUCAAUGUUGGACGUUCGGGAACUUUUAUAAUCGCCACGUGAACUUAAGAGGUACAGAAAUAGGCGUCUUAAGCGGUUUCUUUUUUCAUCGUGAUGAAUUUUUGUCAGGUGGGUUGACAUUUUAAAAGAUUUUUAAAAAAAAUAUAGAAAAAAAACGCAUGUUACCCUGUUCUCUUUGCUGAGAUUUCUGUUGACUGUCGGACAGUAAAACUAGUGUUUAGCGUUAUUUAA
Brienomyrus brachyistius is the source of this 2282-nucleotide messenger RNA. Its product is annotated as transcription factor SOX-4-like. The transcript has a single exon. Gene Ontology annotation, biological process: positive regulation of transcription by RNA polymerase II; cell differentiation; anatomical structure morphogenesis. Gene Ontology annotation, molecular function: DNA-binding transcription activator activity, RNA polymerase II-specific; RNA polymerase II cis-regulatory region sequence-specific DNA binding. Bases 580 to 1701 code for a protein of 373 amino acids. The record is from RefSeq and is a predicted model, not a curated record. Lineage: Eukaryota; Metazoa; Chordata; Actinopteri; Osteoglossiformes; Mormyridae.